Molecule: messenger RNA, 1239 nt
Organism: Pteropus alecto (black flying fox)
Lineage: Eukaryota; Metazoa; Chordata; Mammalia; Chiroptera; Pteropodidae
Gene: IP6K3
Product: inositol hexakisphosphate kinase 3
Exons: 5
Coding region: 1-1239 (412 amino acids)
Biological process (GO): inositol phosphate biosynthetic process; phosphatidylinositol phosphate biosynthetic process
Cellular component (GO): cytoplasm; nucleus
Molecular function (GO): inositol hexakisphosphate kinase activity
Source: RefSeq, a predicted model, not a curated record
AUGGUUGUGCAGAACAGUGCAGAUGCUGGGGACUCCAGGGUGGGUGUGCAACUGGAGCCCUUCCUGCAUCAGGUCGGGGGACACCUGAGUGUGAUGAAGUAUGACGAGGACACUGUAUGCAAGCCCCUCAUCUCCCAGGAGCAGAGGUUCUAUGAAUCCCUGCCGCCGGCCAUGAAGCGGUUCACCCCACAGUACAAAGGCACCAUCACGGUGCACCUCCUGAAAGACAGCCUCGGCCAUCUCAGCCUGGUUGCCAACCCACUGAACGAGAACCGGGAACCCUUCAAGGUCUCCACGGAGUCGGCGGCAGUGGCAAUAUGGCAGACACUCCAGCAGACCACCAGCGGCAGUGGCGGUGCCCAUCCCCUCUCCCAGUGGCAGCAUUCCCAGUUGGCACAUUCACUCAAGGAGAGCCAAGCCACAGCACUCCUGAGGUCUGAGUUCCACCUUAGCACCCACGUCUCCUCCCUGGUAGAAGACCCUGAUGGGAACCAGGCCCAGGACGAGAGGAAGAGCUUCAACCCCUGGGGACUGCACUGCCACAAGGCCCACCUGAGCCGCCUGUGCACCGAGUAUCCAGAGAACAAGCGACACCGGUUCUUGUUGCUGGAAAAUGUCGUGUCACAGUACAAGUAUCCCUGCAUCCUGGACCUGAAGAUGGGGACCAGGCAGCAUGGGGAUGAUGCAUCUGAGGAGAAGAAGGCCCGCCACAUGACGAAGUGUGCACAGAGCACCUCAGCCUGCCUGGGCAUGCGCAUUUGCGGCAUGCAGGUUUAUCAAAUUGAUAAGAAGCACUUUCUCUGCAAAGACAAGUACUAUGGAAGAAAACUCAAAGUCGAGGGGUUCAGACAAGCCCUCUAUCAGUUCCUGCACAAUGGAACCCGUCUCCGGACAGAACUGCUGGAGCCCAUCCAGCGCCAGCUCCGGGCCCUCCUCUCGGUCAUUAGGAGCCAGAGUUCAUACCGAUUCUAUUCCAGCUCUCUCCUCAUCAUCUAUGAUGGGCAGGAGCUGAUGGAAAGAACCCUGGGUGGCCAGCAUCCUCAGGAGGCUCUGCAGACAGCCCACAGCAACUCUCCUGGAGGUCUUGCUAAAGUUGACAUCCGGAUGAUCGACUUUGCUCAUACGACAUACAAGGGCUCCUGGAAUGAGCAUACGACCUACGAUGGACCAGAUCCAGGCUAUAUUUUUGGUCUGGAGAACCUCAUCCAGAUUCUGCAGGAUAUACAGGAGAAAAAAUGA